GGAGAAAGAAGAAAAGAAAAUUAGACAUAGAAAACGCAAUUAAUUAUAGAAGAAAUUAUUUUAUUAUUAAUUAUGAAACUAUAGAAGAUCCGGAGAAUAGACCACUGGCAAAAUCCUUAACAGAAACUUUUUUAAUCAUAUAUAAAAUGGCUGUUUCUUGAUUCACUGCCGACCGCCAAUAAUGGGCCUAACGAUCGAGAGACCCAUUUUUCACUGAUUGAUCAAAUGGGUCUUCUUCACAGCUCCAUCCCUGCCUGCUUAGGGCAUGAAAAUCUCUGGGGGGCUCUCAACAACUCCAUUGCCGACUGAAUAUCCAGUACUUGGGCAUACCUUCGUUUGUAGUUUGUCCAAUCCGGGGCCCCAUUCAUUUGCCACUGCACAUUUUUCUCUCUUGAAUCUCCCCUGAAGGAGCUAUAUUUAUUGGUUCUUGGACAUUGCUGCUUUUGUUCAACUAUGUUUCUUGGAUUCUUAGCAAUGGUUAAAGGCUCCAGUUUUAUUCAAUGGAGACCAGAAGUUCUGUUUCUGUAAAUUCCUGGUGCAUCUUCUUGAUUGCAUAUGCAUAAAGUUUCUGUUGGUUCUAGAAGAUGGACAGGGCGGGGAUUGAUUUAAGGUUCAACUCUAGAUCUAAGCAAUCGGAGGAAACAUUGUUGGAUCUGGAGAGAAAUUGUUGCAAUCAGUUUUCGUCAAGCUCUCCACCGCUACAAAUUUUUGCCUCGGGUGGUCAACUCUACGAGAGCAAUGCAGCUUACUUUUCGUGGCCGAGCAGGUUAGAUGUAGCCGAGGACAGAGAGAAUUACUUUGGAAACCUUCAGAAGGGGGUUUUACCGGAGACUAUUGGGAGGCUUCCGUCGGGCCAGCGAGCUUCAACCUUGCUUGAACUUAUGACCAUCAGGGCAUUUCAUAGCCAUAUGUUACGCCAGUUUAGUCUUGGCACUGCGGUUGGAUUUCGCAUCAGGAAAGGCGUUUUGACUGAUAUACCUGCUAUUCUCGUCUUUGUUGCCAGAAAACUCCAUAGACAAUGGCUCAGUCGUCUUCAAUGUCUACCAGCUGCUCUUCAGGGACCAGGGGGCAUAUGGUGUGAUAUUGACGUUGUUGAAUUCUCAUACUAUGGUGCACCUGCAGCAACACCAAAGGAACAAUUGUACACAGAACUUGCUGAUGGCCUGCGUGGAAGCGAUUCGUGCAUUGGUUCUGGGUCCCAGGUGGCAAAUCAAGAGACUUAUGGAACCUUGGGUGCUAUUGUAAGAAGCCAGACAGGAAGCCGCCAAGUUGGUUUUCUUACUAAUCGCCAUGUUGCUGUCAAUUUGGAUUAUCCGAGCCAGAAAAUGUUUCAUCCCUUGCCACCAAACCUUGGACCUAGCGUGUAUUUGGGUGCCGUGGAGAGAGCAACCUCGUUUAUAACUGAUGAUCUUUGGUACGGAAUCUUUGCCGGAAAAAACCCAGAAACAUAUGUUCGAGCAGAUGGAGCUUUUAUUCCUUUUGCCGAAGAUUUUGACAUGUCCAACGUAACUACAUCCGUGAGAGGCGUAGGUGAAAUAGGCGAUGUGUAUAAAAUAGACUUGCAGUCUCCCAUUGCCAGCCUCAUCGGCAGGCAAGUGGUGAAAGUUGGAAGGAGCUCGGGGUUGACUACCGGGACCGUAAUGGCGUAUGCCCUAGAAUACAACGACGAAAAAGAAAUAUGUUUCUUCACCGACUUCCUCGUUGUUGGUGAGAACCAACAGACGUUUGAUCUAGAAGGUGAUAGUGGUAGUCUCAUUCUUUUAACUCGCAAAAACGGAGAGAAGCCACAACCUGUUGGGAUCAUCUGGGGCGGCACGGCUAAUCGAGGGCGGCUAAAACUGAAAGCUGGUCAACCUCCUGAGAAUUGGACGAGUGGAGUGGACUUGGGCCGUCUCCUCGAUCUCUUGGAACUCGAUCUCAUAACAUCCGAUCAAGGUCUUCAAGAUGCGUUAAAAGAUCAGACGGCUGCAUCGCAAGGGGGAAUUGGUUCUAUCGGGGUAAACUUGGAGCCGCUUAAUCUAAACAUCCAACAAGUCCCCAUUGACGGUGACCUUCAUCUGGGCCGGCACAAAGAAUUCCACAUUCCCCGGGGAGAAAGUGAAUCCGACCGGCACGCUCCGAAUGGCUCCGCCACGUCCCUAUUUUCCCGAGGGAAGAAACAAGGGGAAAGCACCGAACGAAUCAACCUCUGCGUGAUCAGAAACGCGAUGGACGAUCAAAUUUCCGUGUCUCUGCAGCUGGGCGAACCUGGGCCGAAACGAAGGAAGCAUAAUGAACCCCAGGCAUGAUUUCUCAAGCAAAUUUUUUGGAGAUCGAACUGCAUUCUCAUCGUACCAUAUCCCGCUCUGUUAUUCUGUAAAUCGCGUAAGAUGUAUAAUAUGCAUGAGAAGCAUUAUUUGGAAGGGAAGUAGGUAGGGGUACCUGUAAUUGUAUGGAUCCACCAUAACUGCAUUGGAGUCAAUUGGACUGUGAUAUGUGAUGAUAUUUCAGCAGUUUAAGAGUCUGUAAAUGAUCUCUCUCUCAUAGGGAAAUUGCAGACAUUUUAUUCAGUAUUAUGCUCUGCUCAAUGCGAUUCACUGUAUUGUGCUUCAAUUCUGUAUAGGCAUUAUUAUGGUUCUAUUAUAUGAAUCUUUUAUAUUGGUUUAUUUAUGCAAGGAAAUAUCCCACAAAGUUUACACA
This is a messenger RNA of Ipomoea nil (Japanese morning glory), 2679 nucleotides long. RefSeq lists its product as uncharacterized. The record is from RefSeq and is a predicted model, not a curated record. The transcript is spliced from 7 exons. NCBI's taxonomy places the organism in Eukaryota, Viridiplantae, Streptophyta, Magnoliopsida, Solanales, Convolvulaceae. Bases 585 to 2288 code for a protein of 567 amino acids.